This is a messenger RNA of Durotheca rogersii, 2049 nucleotides long. RefSeq lists its product as uncharacterized. Gene Ontology annotation, biological process: regulation of DNA-templated transcription. The coding region runs from base 1 to 2049 and encodes 682 amino acids. Gene Ontology annotation, molecular function: DNA-binding transcription factor activity, RNA polymerase II-specific; zinc ion binding. Gene Ontology annotation, cellular component: nucleus. Lineage: Eukaryota; Fungi; Ascomycota; Sordariomycetes; Xylariales; Xylariaceae. The transcript is spliced from 5 exons. The record is from RefSeq and is a predicted model, not a curated record.
AUGGAGAAUGCUAGCAACGCCCUCAUUCUCCGCCGACCUAACGGCCGGCUUCAAGCCUGUGAGCCUUGUCGCAAACGCAAACUAGCCUGCGAUCAUACGCGUCCCGUUUGCAGCCGGUGUCGGAAGAGGAAGCAAGGCGAAUCAUGCGUGUACGUCGUCCUUCCGAGUAGUUCCAAGCCGUCAGGACCUAGACGUUCACUGCCGUCCCCAGCGUCCCCUGGCCAGCAUUCGCCUCCUCGGAAUGGAACGAUACGGCCACUUCAGGUCGGCCCCACGAUAGGACCCGAGGUGCAGGUUCCGACCGGCCGCCCUGGUUAUCUGGGCUUCACUAGCUACUGCACUGUUAUCGAAGAGACCGAGAACAGUCUCUCGCGCGUCCAAGGGCCGGGAAGCGUCACCCUGCAUUGCGGGAGCGCUGCUCAAUCACCGCCUGAUGAGCCGGUGGAGAUCAUGUCGCCUAGGAUACGCGAUAUGUGUCUCAUCGUACUGCACAACGUGCCCGACGCAGGCAGGGAGUGCACCUUAUCACUUUACAAUGGUUCCGACUCCUGGUUUCUUCCAGUUGCCCAACGGCUCUAUCAUUCUCUUUACGACACCUUUGGGCACUAUUUCGUCCCGGACCGCUCGGUGUCGAAAUUGGAAGAACUGGCCCGGCUGCUGUGCGUUAAUACUACUCGUCCCUUCUCCGACGACGAGUCCGACCCUGAGCGAUGGGUUUCCCAGUUCUCGGGAAGAAAUAUGCGGUGGGAGGCCUUGGGAAUCCUGUCGAUAUUUAUGGAUUUCGCUCCCACGCCAGACCCCGGGAGCGUGUGGAAGGGCAGUGGUUCUGCCGGAUUCGAUCGGGCCUCUCGUACGACGAGUGGGAGCUUGCAUCUAUGCCAUGAGUUAUGCAAGGAAUUCUCUGCUGCUAAUUCUCUCGUGCUCUGUUUGAGCCUAAGAUGUACUGUCGUGGAUUCGAGGAUUUUUGGCGAUGCUGAUAUAUCCGUAUGGAGGGGGAGCGCAGAGAGAAUUUCUCUCUUGACUUUCCUCGGAUUCCACGCCGUCGCCGAAACGGACCGAAACCAGGCGUGUAUGUCGUCCGAGAUCAAAAAACGGCUGUUUUAUAGUAUAUAUGCCGUAGCCAUGGUCGUCGUAGCGUUUACUGGUCGGCCGCCACUCCUCAGCGGCCGCUUUACUUCCACGCCGCUCCCCCUCGACAUAAGCGAUGACGAUUUAUUCUCCAAAGACAACUUCGCCAAAGCUGUCAAACAGCUCGAUGAUCGGGGUUGGAAUACCGAUGGGAGGAUGCACAAAGCUACGCAAAUUCGCGCUCGUGGGUUAAUUGCGGCGAUUUCUGAGGAGGUGUUGGAGAUCGCUCUGAGCCACAAAUCGACCGCAUCGAUCCAAACGCUCUUGGACUUGAGAGCCCGGCAAUUGCGAAUGAAAUCCGAGUUUCCUCACUGUUUACACUAUAACCCCAAGGACCUCGAGAACCCCAAAGUCCCUGUCGAGACGCUCGGGCCGAGAAUUUUCAUUCAGCUUGAACAUCUACAAAACUUAUUCUUUAUCGAGAGACUUCUGCUUCGGUACGGUCACGAAGACAACGGGGAUUUGCUCUCAGUCAGCUUCGAUAUGGUUUCCCUGGCAUUGAGUUACUGGACUCACUUAGACCGGCUUGCCCCAUACCGCAUCGAUUGCGAGUGGCUCGUCAUGGCCUACGCUGUUCCCGCUGGCGGGAUUCUGUGUCUGGAGUUGCUGAAGCCCACUCUUCACGUCAGAACCCACAUUGACCCUAUAAUCACUCGAUCGGCCAUCAUCCAGAAGCUCAGCCUCCUGAUCGGGUACCUCGACUGGCUUGGCCCGUCAGGUCCGAACGGGAAUCCCUGCAGCGAUGCGAAGUCGGUCAUUGAACGUGUUCUUAACCACACGUUAAAUGCAACGUCGAGUAUCUACGACACGUCAGCAGCGUUCGAGUGGGACUCCUCGACACAGCUUGAUUUCAAUUUUGACCUUCUCGAUACUUUUGACUGGAACAGGCCAGACGUCCUGUCAAGUCAGCAAUCGAAUUAA